Drosophila yakuba is the source of this 3709-nucleotide messenger RNA. RefSeq names its product mitochondrial intermediate peptidase. Gene Ontology annotation, biological process: peptide metabolic process. Gene Ontology annotation, molecular function: metalloendopeptidase activity. The record is from RefSeq and is a predicted model, not a curated record. The coding region runs from base 922 to 3021 and encodes 699 amino acids. The transcript is spliced from 3 exons. Gene Ontology annotation, cellular component: mitochondrion. Lineage: Eukaryota; Metazoa; Arthropoda; Insecta; Diptera; Drosophilidae.
UAUAAAAUUAAUAACGCGACCCAUGACAUGGCUAGCUCCAAACUUUUAUUACAUAAUAUAAUAAGAAAAUAAUCAUGGAAAGAAUUCUAACAGAAUACAAUUUUUAGUGUUCAGAAAAAGAAUUCGGGCUAUACGACGCAUAUAUAUUUUAUAAGUAAUUUAUAAGAAGAGAAAACGCUAUGCGGAGGUCCCCGACUAUCAGAUUCCCGUUACUAAGCAUGUGGAAGUGCAAAAUUUUUCUGGCAUUUCGACUUGUGGGCCAAAGUAUUCUUGGUAUGUAAGAAUUUGGCAAGACAAAUAAUUAAGAGAGUAAGAAUCAAAAGAUUUUUCAAAAGUGUGGGCGAGGCAAAUUUGGGCAUGCUUAAUCUUUCCAGGUUUCCUAAGAUGGAAGCGUUCAUACGGACAGACGGAACAGACAGACGGGGAUGGCCAGAUCUCCUUGGCUAUUGAUCCUGAUCAAGAGUAUAUAUACUUUAUAUGGUCGGAAACGCUUUCUUCUAUAUAUUUUAUUCGCUAUAUUUUGGUUGAAUGACCGUGGGAAGAGGUUUAUUGGCCCUGGUACAGUGCCAAAUCUUGUUUUUUUUUCAGGUUACUAUAUUCCUUUCAAUUUUGAAUAGAACUGUAAGCACAUUUUGAAUGGGAGCUUUACAUCUCUUAGACCUAUGUAACAUUUACUUUUCUGUAAUUUUUAAACUUAACGUAAGGUAAACGUAUUUUUUGAAAUGGUUACAAUUCAGUUAAUACUGCAGACAACUCUUGAAAAAUAGUAUUAACACCACUCUACUUAAUAGGGCUGCACACGCAGUGAUGUGUGUUUGUUUGCCUGUCUGGCAACCAUAUAACUUCGCCGACAGCUGACUUCACAUGUAACCAUUUCGUUAUAAACAAGCAAUUUAAGUAAUACGGCAUUGGGGAAGAGUCAUGCUAGAAUUUAGUCGAAGCUUGCUGCGCUGGCGAACCCGAAGCUGUAGCCGCAGAGUCUCUACGUGGACGCCGCUGGCUAUGGCGUUUAAUGCGCCUCCGGCGAGGCGGAUUAACUUUACCCACGACGAUGUUGGCCUUUUUGGCAUGCCCGAGCUGCGAAGUUUUGAGGGUUUCUAUCUUCUACGAGACAAUGUGGAAAGCCGGACGCAGGAGCUUAUUUCAGAAGCCAUCUCCGAUCAACGACGUCGGAAGAUGGUCGACAUUUUUGACGAGCUUUCUGACUCAUUGUGCAAGGUGGCGGACCUCGCAGAGUUUGUACGAAUUGCGCAUCCUCAGAGCAGGUACACACAAGCAGCAGAGCAGGCGUGCAUAAGCAUUUGCGGAAUGGUCGAGAGCCUUAACACGCAUAAGCCCAUCUAUAAGGCCUUAAGCCAAGUGGUGGAUCAUGGGGACAAGAUGCCCACCAGCGAAGUGGACAGGCAUGUGGCACGUUUGUUCCUUUUCGACUUCGAGCAGUGUGGGAUCCACUUGCCCGAGGAGGAACGUAUGCGCGUUGUACGGCUAAACGAUUAUAUUCUUCAGCUAGGCCAGAAGUUCAUGAGUGGAGCCGUCCAACCUAGUGUUCUUCCGAGCAGCCAAGUCCCUGAAUCCUUUCGCAACUACUUCCCUUCCUCCGGAGAAAAUGUAGUUAUCACUGGACUGUGCACAAACGCAGAGAAAGUCGAGAUGCGGGAGGCUGCCUACCGGUUGUACCUGCAACCGUCGAAGAGCCAGGAGGAUCUUCUCCGAGACCUGCUUCUUUGUCGGCAUGAACUGGCGCGUAGCUGUGGCUUCGAUACAUAUGGCCACAGGGCCCUGAAAGGUAGCACGAUGGAGAAGCCCGAGGUGGUCCGAGAGUUUAUCAACGAGUUGUCAGAAAAGCUGCGACCGCGCGCUAAUUCCGAUUUUGCCCGGAUGUCACAAAUGAAACGCAGCGAAGGCGGAAAGGCGGAUGCAAGAACCGAAGUUUGGGAUACACCGUAUUAUACCAACCAGCUGAGGCGGCAAUUAUUUGAGGAGCAUGCCAACGAGUUCCUGCCAUAUUUCUCCCUUGGCGGUUGCAUGGAAGGUCUGGACAACUUGCUGCAUGCGCUUUACGGCAUCCGUUUGCAAAACAUAGAUUUGAUGCCAGGCGAGGCAUGGCACAACGACAUCUACAAGCUUGCCGUAGUCCACGAGACGGAAGGACUGCUGGGCUACAUUUACUGCGACUUCUAUGAGAGAAUGGGCAAGCCAAAUCAGGACUGCCAUUUUACCAUUCAGGGCGGCAAGCGUAUGCCGGAUGGCUCCUACCAGCUUCCCGUGGUAGUUGUAAUGCUGGGUCUAGCACAACCGCGUUGGAAGGGACCAACGCUGCUGUCACCAGCGCGAUUGGACAACCUAUUUCACGAAAUGGGCCAUGCAAUGCACUCGAUGCUAGCUCGCACCGAGCACCAGCAUGUGACAGGAACGCGCUGUUCCACGGACUUCGCUGAGGUUCCCAGUGUACUCAUGGAGUACUUUGCGGGCGAUCCCCGUGUACUGCGAACCUUUGCCCGUCACUUUCAGACCCACGAACCAAUAUCCGAGGAUAUGCUAAGACGUCUGUGCGCUUCCAAGAACCUGUUCGCAGCAAGCGAGACCCAACUUCAGGUGUUCUACUCAGCGCUGGACCAGGAAUAUCACGGAGCAUCGGCUAGUCAUGGCAGAAGUAGCACAGAAACCCUGCGCUCAGUACAGGAUCAUUACUACGGCCUUCCUUACGUAGAGAACACUGCGUGGCAGCUACGAUUUUCCCACCUUGUAGGCUACGGAGCCAAGUAUUAUGCCUACCUUGUUUCGAAAACAAUCGCUUCGUGGAUCUGGCAGACGUACUUUGAAGCCAACCCAUUCAACCGGCAGGCUGGUGAGAAAUAUCGCGCCGAAAUUCUUGCUCAUGGAGGAGCAGUGCCCAGCCGUAAGCUGGUGGCCAACUUUCUGCAGCGCGAGAUGACACCCAGCGUUUUGGCCGAAAGUCUUAUCAAAGAGAUUGACGCCGACGAGUCAAAAAUCAAUGACCUUAUGAUCAGCAGAAGUUAAUACAAAAAAUCAUAAAGCUGAAUCUACCUCUUUUUGUAUUAUACUUAGUUAACUUUAAUGCCGUUUUGGAAUUUUUAAUAUUGGCAGUAUUUUCAGGCUUGCCCCAGCGCCGGCAUCAGCUCAACACCCACGAACUCCUUGGCCAAACGCACUCCCAAAAAGAACAGUCCGUAGCUCUUGACCAGCAUCCUGCAUGGGAAAUAACAAAGGUACCGAUUACAUAAAUUCGUAUUGAUUGCAAUUACGAGGAAUGUAGGCACGCUCACCAUUGAAACUCAUUGUUGUAGAUGCUUCGCACGAUGUUCAGGGGAUUUGAAGACUUCACCAUUUUGAUUAAAUUUCUUCGGAUUUUGUAAUUUUCAGCUCGAUUUCGUUAUACUGUAUUUAGCACGAGGAAAUGCUGACAGCUGUGAACGAAUGAUUCAGCCCUGACGUUAUGCUUUCCAUUCGGUAUUUUUUGUUAAUUUUUGUAUUCAACAGAGUGGUAGCACUUGUAAAUGGCGCAAAACAUUUGAGAUGGCUGAAAAUCCUAAAAUCGAAAUUUUGGAGUUACAUUUUUUCAUGUCGCGGUCUUGUUUUACAAAAAAUUGCAAGCAAUACAAAUUAAUUACUUUAGAAUAAAUCAAAAGGAAUUAUACUUUGUCUAUAUGAUUUAAUAUAACUCAACUAAUUUAUUAACACUAUCUAA